AUGAAAUUUGAAGUGGGUAAUGGGGGUUUGGGGUGGAAUGAUGAAGACAAGGCCAUGGUUGCGGCAGUUUUGGGCUCUAGGGCUUUAGAUUACUUGAUUUCGAGCUCGGUUGUAGCCGAAUGCUUGCUUAUGGCAAUGGGGAAUGAUGAGAAUUUGCAGAAUAAGCUAUCAGAUCUUGUGGACAACCCAAACGCGGUCAAUUUUAGUUGGAAUUAUGCGAUUUUUUGGCAAAUUUCCCGCUCGAGAUCCGGUGAUUUGGUUCUAGGAUGGGGAGAUGGGUCUUGUAGAGAGCCAAAGGAGGGAGAGGAGACGGAAGUGACUCGAAUACUCAAUCUUCGACUCGAAGAUGAGACCCAACAGAGGAUGAGGAAAAGGGUACUUCAUAAACUGCAAACCAAAUUUGGGGGAUCAGAUGAGGAUAGUUUUGCUUUUGGACUAGAUAGGGUCACAGAUACUGAAAUGUUCUUUCUUGCAUCGAUGUAUUUUUCCUUCCCUCGGGGUGAAGGCGGCCCCGGAAAGUGUUUUGCAUCUGGGAAGCAUAUGUGGCUCUCGGAUGCUUUGAAGUCAUCAGCUGAUUACUGCGUCAGAUCAUUUCUGGCAAAGUCUGCUGGUAUUCAAACUAUUGUUCUGAUCCCAACUGAUAUUGGAGUUGUUGAAUUGGGAUCAGUGAGAUCCAUACCUGAGAGCUUAGAUCUGAUGCAGUCAUUGAGAUCAUCAUUUUCAGCGUUUUCAUCGCACAUCCAGGCCAAGCCAAUGGUAACCUUGCCAGUGAUAACCGACAAGAAAGAUGGAAAUGCAGAUUUCUCAAGUCUGGGUAUUUGCGAGCGACCAAAUGGAAGUCCAAAGAUUUUCGGGCAGAAUUUGAACUCUAGUCGUCCCCAAUUUAGGGAAAAACUUGCUGUUAGGAAGCCAGAUGAGAGGUCAUGGGAAGUGCAUUCAAAUGGGAACAGGCUUCCAUUAACAAACACUCGAAAUGGUCUUUAUGGUUUAAAUUGGGCACAGUUCAAUAAUGGAAAGAAGGGGGGCGCGGUAGAGAUUUACAGUCCUCAGACCCCUUCAAACAAUCUACACGAACCCAUAAAUGGGGUUAGGGAUGAAUUCCGGCUUAACAAUUUUCAGCCUCAAAGGCCAGCACAAAUGCAGAUUGAUUUUACAGGGGCCACUUCCAGGCCUAUCAUUGCCCUUGGGGUUGAGUCUGAGCAUUCAGAUGUUGAGGCUUCUUGCAAAGAAGGCCGAACAGGCCUGCCCGAUGAGAAGAGGCCUCGGAAGCGUGGCCGAAAGCCUGCUAAUGGAAGAGAAGAGCCCCUCAAUCAUGUGGAGGCAGAGAGGCAGCGGCGAGAAAAGUUGAACCAACGGUUCUAUGCAUUGAGAGCUGUUGUGCCAAAUAUUUCAAAGAUGGACAAAGCCUCACUGUUGGGAGAUGCGAUUGCUUACAUCACUGAUCUUCAGAAGAAGCUCAAGGACAUGGAAUCAGAGAGGGAAAGGCUCGGAUGCACUUCAAAAGAUGCAUUGGAUUUGGAAGCUAAAUCAAAUCCUGAAAGUCAAAGCCAUGUUCCAGAUAUCGAAAUUCAAGCGGUUCAUGAUGAACUUGUAGUAAGAGUGAGCUGCCCAUUGGAUGCUCAUCCCAUAUCAAGAGUCAUCCAAGCUUUCAACGAGGCACAGAUCAAUAUUGUUGAGUCCAAACUUGGUGCAGGGAAUGACACAGUGUUUCACACAUUUGUCAUCAAGUCUCAAGAAUCAGAGCAAGUGACGAAGGAAAAGUUGAUGGCGGCAUUUUCCCGUGAAUCCAACUCCUAG
Messenger RNA from Ilex paraguariensis (yerba mate), 1797 nucleotides. The record is from the annotation of a GenBank genome assembly. NCBI's taxonomy places the organism in Eukaryota, Viridiplantae, Streptophyta, Magnoliopsida, Aquifoliales, Aquifoliaceae.